AUAAGAUUUUGAUAUAAAGGAUUAAACCUCUCUAAAUAUUUUCAUUUAAAAUAGAAAAACUAAAGAAAACUAAAACCCUGUUCCUGGACAGCUUCCGAUGAAGAACAUUCAUCCAAUCCUAUGAUCAUAGACCUCCACACCCUCUUCAGGUGAAUGAAAAUGGAUUUGAAACAUAAAGGUAUAUCAUGGGUUGGAAACAUGUUCCAAAAGUUCGAAGCAGUUUGCCUGGAAGUGGAUAACAUUAUAAACCAGGAUAAGGUCAAAUAUGUUGAAAACCAGGUUAGUUCAGCAAGUGCAAAUGUGAAGAGAUUAUACUCUGAAGUUGUUCAAGGUGUACUUCCACCUAAAGGGGAUCCCAUGACAUAUGAAGCUAAAGCACUGGCUCAGAGGGGGCAUGUUCCAAUUAAUGCAUAUUUCAGGUCACCGUCACACAAUGAAGGAAAAGCUGCAAGUAAUGUUGUUAAUAAAUCAUCUGUGGGGCAUGGUACUAGUACUACUGAUCAAAUAGAUAACCGAAGUCAAGCAUAUUGUCAAGUUCCCUUUGUAAAUGAAGAAGUUGCUCAAGUUCCUAAUCACUUGUCUUUAGAGUUGAAUGCUGAUUUACCUUUGAAAAAGAAUGAUGAUGUCUUUUUAGAUAAAGGCUCGCCCGAGAGCAUGAAAGAAAAUACCGUUGGUGAACUACUUUCAAAGAAUAAUGAUGGCUCAUGUACAGAUAAGCUUACCCUCAUGGAGUCCGAUGCUAGUGAUCCUUUGAAGCACUCACUAAGCAAUGUAAAUACAGACAUUAAUGAUAUUAAGAAAAGAGCUUCUUCGGUUUGUGAAGGCUUUGAUAUGCAAUUGGAGGACGAUGUACUUUUAGUAGGGAGCAAUGAUGGGGUUGUGACAAAUAAAGAUGAAAGUAAGAGUUUUAAAGAAAAUACUGUCAAUGAGUUACUUUCAGAGAAAAAUGAUGGCUCAUUGACAGAUAAGCUUUCCCUCAUGGAGUCAGAUGCUAGUGAUCCUUUGAGUCACUCACUGAAUAAUGUAAGUACUGGAAUUAAUGAUGUUAAUAGAAGAGCUUCUGUGGUUUAUGAUCGCUUUGAUCUGCAAUUGGAGGAUGAUGUAUUUUUAGUAGGGAACAAUGCUGGGGUUUUGACAGAUAAAGAUGAAAGUACGAGUUCUGAAGAAAAUAUAUAUGAACUACUUUCAGAGAAAAAUGAUGGCUCAUUGAGAGAUAAGCUUACCCUCAUGGAGUCAACUGCUACUGAUCCUUUGAGUCACUCAUUGAGCAUUGUAAGUACUGAAAUUAAUGAUUCUAAUAAAAAAGCUUCUUUGGUUUGUGAUGACUUUGAUAUGCAAUUGGAGGAUGAUGUACUUCUAGUAGAGAACAAUGACGGGGUUUUGACAGAUAAAGAUGAAAGCAAGAGUUCUGAAGAGGAUAGCUCCAUGAAGUUCAAUGCUAGUGAUCCUUUGAAGCAUAUGGCUAAUUGUACACCUUGUGAAGUUAAAGUUACAAAUGAUGAAGCAAUUCUGAUUUUGGAUAAUUCUCAUUUACCAGUGGAAUCUUCCAAUCUCUCAUGGAAGAAUGAAGGCAACUUAUCAAAUGAAAGCUCAGAGUUUCUAAAGAAGUCUGUCACCAUGGAAUCUAACACUGCCGAUCAUUUGAAUGAAAACCAUCUUAAUCAUGUAUGGAGUGGAACAAACUUUGUAGGUAAAGAAGCUGAUGAUUCUAAUUUUCUUUUGAAAUCUGUGGUGCCUUCGGGCAGGAUGGAUCAUGUCAUGAUGGAUAAAGACUUCAAUAAGAGUUCUUUGAAGGGUGCUAUCUUUGAGGAUGAUCCUAGAAGUCAUUUGUUAAAUCUACCCAGGCAUGCAAAUGGAAUUAGCUUCACCAACGAAGAAGCUAUUAUGGUUUUUGAUAGAAAUCAUCUGCAGUUGGAGACGGAGAUACUUGCUAGAAAGAAUGACGAUACCUUGACCGUUAAACACUCCAAUGAAAGUUUAAUAAAGGAUACCAUCUUGGAGUUGGAGCAUGAUGCGAUAUAUCCUUUAAAGAACCAGCCAAGAUGCACAUCAAACAGCACCGAAUAUAAAAUUGAAGAAGUUUCUUCAGUUUCAAAUGAUUCUUUUCGAAAGUUGAAUAGUGGGGUUAUUUUGGGGAAGAACGUUAAAGCUUUAACAGAUAAAGCAUCAGAUGUAAGUUGUAAAGAACAGGCCAAUUUAGAAUUAUCAACUGAGUUAACUUUGCAUUGUGGUGAAGAGUCAAUUAAGGAAUCUUUAUGCAGUUAUGGUAAUGAAUGUGAAGGGGACAUUGUGACCUUAAAUGGAAGUCUACAGGAAACUUCGAUUCAUUGUGCAGAUGUUGAAUCCAUCCAUAAUGUAGAACAAGCUUCCAGCUUCUUGGUAAACAAUUUACUUGGUUUUUCACAAACAAAGGAGACAACUUCGAAGUACUUGGAAAAUGGAAUUGGUUAUUCUUCUAAUGCUGUAGAUGCUACUUCUUCUGAACGGGCUUCAAUAGUUUUAACUAGUGGGGAAACUGUGGAAGAGACAAAGCCAGUCUCCUCUUUGAAACCCCUAGCAAAGGGUUCUUUUUCUGCUUUCAGAAGUUCGGUCAGCAACCUUUCUAGUGGCACUGUUGUCCAUGAAAAACCUGUUGAACAUAAUGCACACACUGAAUGUAGAUCUCGUUCAUCGUUUCCAGUGUUCAAUAAUCCAUCUUAUGGAAACAACGCUUCAAAUAUGAAACUUGCCUCCUCCAGAAGCUCCUUAUCAUCAAUGGAAUCAUUAGUUGGGACUCAUGCUUCAAGAGCCAAUGAUACUACAUUUCUUCCUAAAUUCUGUACCGGAAGGCAGGGUGAUAUUUCCAAAUCUACUAGUUCUAGGAAUCCAAGUUUCUCUACUGAAGGUUGUCCACAUGAUUCCAACGACUAUAUUUUGGAUGCGGAACUGGAAACAGUGGAUUUGGGACAUAAAGUGAGCCAUGAAGAUAAAUGUGACCUUGACUAUAAAGCUCUCCAUGCUAUCUCUCGCAGAACCCAAAAGCUCCGUUCUUACAAGAAGAGAAUCCAGGAUGCUUUUACUUCCAAAAAGAGGUUGGCAAAGGAAUAUGAACAACUAGCAAUCUGGUAUGGAGAUACUGAUAUGGAAUUCAGCACAAACAGUCCACAGAAAUUGGAGAAGGAGAAUCCAUCAACUAAUUAUCUAUCUGACUCUGAGUGGGAGCUCCUGUAAAUAAGACAACGAAUUUAGUUUGUCUCUGCAAUCAAUAUUGUUUUCAGGUGGAGGAGAAUCCUCCGUGCUGAAGAUCAAGAGAAAGCUAGUCUGUAAAUACCUUACUGUAGUCACCUUAUCUGUUGCAGGGCAUGACACCGGGCAUAAGUAACCUUGGAAAUUUCAAAAUAAACGAGUUAUAAUAAAUUUUGCUGCACAUAAUGCACUCUUUCUGGGCUGUGAACCUAUGAUGUUUUAAUUAAUUAAUUAAUUUAAAUAUACAUAUCUUUGGUAAAUAAAGCUGUCUUGUUUUUUUUUUC
Molecule: messenger RNA, 3509 nt
Organism: Cucumis sativus (cucumber)
Lineage: Eukaryota; Viridiplantae; Streptophyta; Magnoliopsida; Cucurbitales; Cucurbitaceae
Exons: 6
Coding region: 154-3210 (1018 amino acids)
Source: RefSeq, a predicted model, not a curated record